AGUACUGUGCCUCAGUAGAUUUACUACUUUGGUAUUUUCAUUGUACACUACUUUACACUUCCACUCCACUAUAUUUAUAUGACAGCUUUAGUUACUUUGCCGAUACAAAAUAUAAAUAAACAAAGUAAUAAUGAUACUGUUAUAGAUGAAGCUACCCUGCUGUAUAUAGAGUAGCUGAAAAUGGCUCCACCUUCACUGGCUGUAACAUUAGUGAUGCUUCACUCAAAAGGAUUAGGGCUGCACGAUAUGGUAAAAACAAAAAUAAAAAGGGAAUUAUUUUGACAGAUAAGGCGAUUGCAAUAUUAUUCACGAUAGUGGGAAUGAUCAUUUUUGUUUCACACAUUUAAUUCUCACUGGAAAAAAAACAACUACUAAAAUUAGGAUAAUUGUUUGUAGUCUGUACCAAACAAACAUGAAAAUCUGAGGAGGAAGAUUUGUAGGCCAGGACAUCUCUACACACCUACAGUUCUUCAUUAUAAUGCUGUUCUGUCACACAUUUAACUUUUAUUAAACAAACUGCAGCUUCUGGCCAUAUGGAUCAUGAUCCAUUGAUGUAAUGUUUGUAUAUAAUUUGAUGCUAAUAUUUAGUAGUAGAAAUAUUUUAAAUGCAGGACCUUUACUGUAGUAUUUUUAUAUAGUUUUACAUUUUCCUUACUUACUUUAACCCUUCCACCACAUCUGACUUCAAAUGGUAACUUGUUAUUCUCAUAACUGGACACAAAUGUUUUUUGGCCUGCUAAGCUUCAUCUAAGCUCUUACCUAGUGAUACUGCUGUUCAACAAAGUAAUGGAUGUGGCUUAGAUACAGCCACAGGAUUUAGAGCCUACUACUAACUCAAGGUUAGUCAACACACUGCAUUAACACCCACGAAGAAGAACAGGUGCAGCAAGCAACGCUAGCUAACGUUAGCCAGGUGUCUCAGUGAUGCUGUCAGGCAGCACUUCACUUCCUUCUGGGAGACAGUGACUACCUGUCAGCUGCUGUUUCUAGCUCAGCUAUGCACCGCUACCACAGCUCUCAGUCAAGACUGGACCGUCUCCCCUCUGAAGGUCCAGUGUGUCACGGUCACCUCGGGUCAUCCAAAUGUCUGGCGUGCACACCCGAGCAGUCAGCAUCAACAUAUACAAGCUGCCACAAGGAAUCUACACAGCCAUGGCCAUCCUCAAGCCGAGACUGGCACUGUCCAGUCUGCCUGCAGACGGCCAGCUUCCCAGUCCAGACCAACUGUGGCCAUUUGUUCUGUGCUCCCUGUUUGAUCGCCUACUGGAGACACGGGUCCUGGUUGGACGCAAUCAGCUGCCCUCUCUGCAGACAGAAGGUCAGCGUGCUGUGUAAUCUAUUUAACGAGAGUCGAACAGACCGCCAGUCAAAGGAAGUUCUCGGGGAAAUCACAGACUACAACAAACGUUACUCUGGAGCCCCACGAAGGGUAACAGACUACCUGUGUGACGCUCCUCUUCUCCUGCAGUUACUGGCCCGAGGCCUGGGCACCAUGGGAGGACUUGUGUGGCUGUUUUUCUUCAGGGUGGCACUGUGCUGUGUGGGGACCGUCAUGUCCAUCUCCUACCCUCCUCUGGAGCCUGUCUCCUCAUCAGAAAAUCCUCUAGAAACAGACCCCUCCCUCUGUGGACUGCUGGGGGUCCUGGAUGAUCUAGUUGUGGUCAUCCUGCUCCUUAUCUGUGUUAUCAACAUCAACCAGCAAAUGGCACCAGAGAGAGGGAGGCACUCUGCAAAUGCUACAACCUCACAAGGAGUAAUGGGGAGUUCACUGUAGACAAGAGUGUCAGUACAAGCUGUUUGACAUGGACUUUCAUUGGAUUUCUUCCUUCUGGCUGUAGCUAGUUGGAUUAGUGUAUGCAAGAAUAUUGACAACUGCACAGCAUGCAACAGUCGAGAUGUUAAGACGGCGUCUGAGCCCCUCGGACUGCGGACUCCAGGCCUGUUUGUCAAGUGUUUACAGAGCCUAUGCAAGAGUGGUAUCUAAAAUACAAUAUCAAGCAGUAUGCUGGUUCAAAUGUGAUCACAAAUCCUUACAUUCCUAAGGCCUAAAGUGUCUGGUUGGAAGCUCUUUAAUCCAUAUUAAAUACGCAAAAUCUUCAGUGUUUGUUGAUUUGAAGGAAAUUAUGUCAAUUUAAAUUGUAAUUUCAUCAUUUAUAUUUUAAUUAUAAUCCAUAUUUUCUUAGGGUUUUACCCAGAAAAACUGGCCACUGUCAUUUUUACUCCUCUAAUUGGGCAGCUUUGUUGCAGCAAGCUCAAGAAAAUCUGUCAUGUCAGUACUGUAAUACUGACAUUUAUGUAAAUACUUACAAUACAUAUUGUAUGAAUUCAUGUUUUUAUGUGUAAAAUAAAGAAUAUUUAUUGUC
Messenger RNA from Dicentrarchus labrax (European seabass), 2363 nucleotides. Its product is annotated as RING-HC_RNF170 domain-containing protein. The record is from RefSeq and is a predicted model, not a curated record. The transcript has 7 exons. Gene Ontology annotation, molecular function: metal ion binding; ubiquitin protein ligase activity. Bases 998 to 1774 code for a protein of 258 amino acids. Lineage: Eukaryota; Metazoa; Chordata; Actinopteri; Moronidae.